Messenger RNA from Botrytis byssoidea, 708 nucleotides. RefSeq lists its product as uncharacterized. Gene Ontology annotation, cellular component: mitochondrion. The record is from RefSeq and is a predicted model, not a curated record. NCBI's taxonomy places the organism in Eukaryota, Fungi, Ascomycota, Leotiomycetes, Helotiales, Sclerotiniaceae. The coding region runs from base 1 to 708 and encodes 235 amino acids. The transcript has a single exon.
AUGUUUUUAGCACGUUCUCAUCUGCGUUUCUUGCGAUGGGGCAAGCAAUCAUCACGCAGAUAUUUUGCAAACAGUGCAACAGCAAAUGCGUCUAAAACUAAUGCCGAAGUGGAUGAAAUAGCGUAUCCUCACUUACAGAAUGCAGAACAUCAUGAUCUGCCCAGUUUUCUAGAAUAUGCAUCACGCAACAACAUGGACACAGGCAGUACUACAUAUGUAGGAACUCAUUAUGAAUAUAUGGUCAAGCAAGCAUUGGAACGAUUGGGAAUGUCUCUCAGGCAAGUUGGUGGAAGAUCAGACUGUGGUAUCGAUCUUCUUGGAACUUGGUCAUUGCCCACAGCUCCCCAACCAUUAAAAGUCCUCAUACAAUGCAAAGCAUUUGCGUCCAAAAUGAAACCAGCUCAAGCUCGUGAAUUAGAAGGCACCUUUGUAGGUGCUCCGCAAGGAUGGAGAACAUCUAGUGUAAUGGCAUUUCUGGUUUCGCAGCAAGCAGCAACCAAAGGUGUAAGAGAAGCUCUAGGCAGGAGUCAAUGGCCGAUGGGUUAUGUACUGUGCGGAGCGGAUGGAAAGAUUAUGCAGAUGCUGUGGAACCGAAAAGCAGCUGAUGAAGGACUUGGAGGCUUAGAAGUUGAGAUGCAGUAUGCUGGUGGUGAUCGGAAUGAAAAGGAAGUCAUUCUGACACACAAGGGAACGGCUAUCAAAAAUUGA